CCUGCUACUGCUCCGGGUUGAGUCAGCCGCCUCUGCCGCCCAGGCCGCCGCAGCGCUCCUUGGUGCUGCUGUUCCCUGCGCUCGCCCCAGCCCCCGGCGCCGCUCCAGACCCCGGGUUAUUGAGUGCUUUGGUCUUUUCCUACUUCCUGGAAAUAUCUCAGUGGCUUAUAUAUAAACACCUCCAGAAUAUGACCUUUGGAUGCUUGUGCCUAAUUGUGCCUGACUGUAUCCGUAUAUCUGUUGAACUAAUGAGGAGAUCAUGAAUCAGGCAGAUAAAAAUCAACAAGAAAUUCCAUCAUACCUUAGUGAUGAACCACCAGAAGGUUCGAUGAAAGAUCACCCACAGCAGCAACCAGGCAUGUUGUCCCGUGUGACCGGGGGUAUCUUCAGUGUUACAAAGGGAGCUGUUGGUGCCACCAUUGGUGGUGUGGCUUGGAUUGGAGGAAAGAGUCUGGAGGUGACCAAAACGGCUGUUACAACUGUGCCUUCCAUGGGAAUAGGGCUGGUGAAAGGGGGUGUAUCUGCUGUCGCUGGAGGUGUUACAGCUGUUGGGUCUGCUGUUGUCAACAAAGUGCCCUUAACAGGAAAGAAGAAAGACAAAUCUGACUAAAAUAUGGAGAUACAGUUGCUCUCCACAGCAUUAUGAUGCCAGUGGCAUUGAAUUGCUAAAUAUGGACUACAACCAAGUCACCUGUUUUGGACAUUUAUCUUCUAAACUGCUGUGUUGAAAGUAUUGAUGACUGGUUUUCGCCUAAGAGAAGAGACCAAUACUAGCACAGUGUUUGAAGGUUUCACAUGUUACUAAGUUCCAGCUUUUUAUCUGGUUAAAAUGUUACACUUACUCAGCUGUAACUGAAGAUAUGGUAUGUUUGAAUAUUUACUCUCUUUCAGUUUGACUAAAAAUGUGAAAGUUGAAUUUAGAUGAUCUUUUAAAGUUCCUCAUGUAUAAUGUGCCAGGUAACGCAUUCACCCACCCCUUAAGAAGGGAACCUUGAACUACAUAAACUGUACCUUUGAUGUGCCUAAUAGUUUCAGAUGUCUUAGUUUUUUAUAACUGUAGUUGAUUAGGACAAGAGGCAUGCGUUUCUUAUGUAAGCUGGCAAAAUUAGCAGGAAUUAGAAGAGUUUAAAAGAUAAGUGGUUUUAUGAUACUGAGUGUUAACCUCAUCUUUUGUUAGAUAGGCAUUCUCUUCAUUUAGUCAUUGAUGCCUUACAAAAGAAAGCAUCUUUUUUAAUAUCCUAAAUAUGUGCAGUUCUUAGAAUUUAUGGAUUCUUUUAAAGGUUCUUUGUGAAAUUAGUUUUCCCUCUUAAGAAUCUCAGGAGUAGUGGGGAAGGCAUUUCUUGCUGUUAGGGGAGAAGAUAGUGCCCGUUAACUGUCUUGUCAGUUGUGAGAAUCUAAUCAUACUCCUCAAGUUGGGCUCAUGCUCCAUCGUUAAUCACCUCACAGUGCCUAAAGGACAUUUCUUUACUGGUCAGAAGCUAUGUUGGACGAGUUUCAUAUUAAAAAGAAACACAAGGAAAAAAUAAUUUAAAAUUCCUAAAAAGCGUCCAAGAAACAAGAAGAAUCCUUCACACCUGUCCUGUCCCUCAGUUAUCUUAAAUUAUUAGUAGUACCUGUUUUUUAAAAACACAAUACAAGUAACCAAGUUAUGUGAGGACUUUUAAAUUAAAUGGGCACCAUAGAUUAGUUUUGAACGUAAAAUAUUUGUAAGUGCUUUCCAUGGUUUCUGUAGACUUUUAAAAUGUGUUAUCUUAUAGUCCUUUAAAGCAGCUGUAGACUUUACCAUUUUCAAGGAAAUUUUGAGUAGGGAACUGCAGCUUUGAUUAUGGAUGCUAAGUGUGUCGUGUCGUAUUAAAACGUCCCAUCAUGUCUCGCUCGUUCGCAGAGCGUAUGACUUAGCUGAAAUGUUUUUUUGUGCUGUUAUUAUUGUUCAUGUUCACUUUCAUGAAAAUUUAACAACUAAAGAAAAAAAAAAUAUAUAUAUAGGUAUUCCUCUUAACUAUGAGUUACAGCCCAAACCUGAACAGUUUCUAAUUUUCUUUAUACUUAAGUCUAGAAGUUAGUAUCAUUCUGCUGACGUUUCUGCGGGGUGGGAAGGGGAGGAGAGGAGCUGACGCUUUCCAGUGAAUAAACCCAGAUAGCACCCUUGAGACCUGGAGAGAGGUCACUCGUAAUGCCUGACAUUUAAAUGUCUGUAAACCACAUGAUUAUUUUAAUCAUGUGGACCAGCAAAUGAAAGGAAUAGAAGUUUAAUUUUAAAAAGCCUUCAUAAAUACCAGCAGAGAUUCUAAGCAAAUCUGCAAAGGUUCUUGAACCUUUUUCCUAAAUACAAAACUGAAAAGUCAGUAGGAAGUUCAAUUCAUCAGGAAUUAAGUGGUUAUUUAUUUCACACAGUAUGAUUUAAGUAGAAUUCAUUGGCAUAUCUGGCCAGAUGUCAUAAUUAGCAAAUGAGAUUUUUAAAAAAUGACAAUAAAUGAAUACUAAAUAAAGAUCUAAAUGAUGGUUUGGAGAACUUGUUUCCUGCUAUGUGGAAGAAGUGAUGGCUUCACUGCUAGUUCAUGUUUCUAAUUUAUCUUCUCUAGUCACAGGCUCUGCUCUCCUUUGUACCUGAGCUUCGAAGAUAGACUUUAGUUUGCGUGCAUAUUUAUUUUCAACUUUGUCUUUAAAAUUGUUGAGGGAAAAUUGUUGUAAUUAAUUUCUGAUAGAGAAAAGCCACCUGGUACACUGUAGCUCAUCACAAUUGUUUUAAAUUCUAAACGGCAGCUUUGUCCAGAGGGGCUUCUGCAGUGACAGCAGGGACUGUACCGGUGUGCAGCUCGCUACAGGUUCUUGUUGGAACGGACUUGCCAUGGGUGAGGUGUACAGCUGUAUAACUGAGUCUUCUCCAGUUUAUUUACAUAGACUAGCGAUUCGACCUGUUUGACAGGACUAGUUCACUUCAAGAAACGAAGGUGGUUGUGUACACCUGGAGGCAUCUGUUAUUCAACUUAGUUUUUGAGUGGGUGUUUGGCACAAUCAGGAUGAACUUGUGCAGGCCACUUGAAUGACUGAUCUAAUAGUGUUGACAUUAUGAAUCCUGUACUUAGUGAAAUGUCAGAUGAAAAUAACUGAUGAUUGAAACUUUUUUUUUUGUAUCAAAGGGAUGGGAGAACAACACAUGAAUCUGUUAAUAAAGCACUAUGAUCUGCAAAAGAUGAAAUGUUUUCAUAAAGAUCUAAAGAAAUAAAGGAAAUUUUAAAACAG
Molecule: messenger RNA, 3243 nt
Organism: Tupaia belangeri chinensis (Chinese tree shrew)
Lineage: Eukaryota; Metazoa; Chordata; Mammalia; Scandentia; Tupaiidae
Gene: TMEM263
Product: transmembrane protein 263
Exons: 4
Coding region: 260-610 (116 amino acids)
Source: RefSeq, a predicted model, not a curated record